Messenger RNA from Haliotis rufescens (red abalone), 2224 nucleotides. Its product is annotated as WD repeat-containing protein 89-like. The transcript is spliced from 13 exons. Lineage: Eukaryota; Metazoa; Mollusca; Gastropoda; Lepetellida; Haliotidae. The record is from RefSeq and is a predicted model, not a curated record. Gene Ontology annotation, molecular function: protein binding. Bases 137 to 1303 code for a protein of 388 amino acids.
GUAGAUCUAGGUCACCCGGAUUUUAGAGAUCCAAUAUGGAAGCUUUCUUACUCACGUGUGAUUUGUUUUGAUCACGUUGAUUUGUAAACAACUGUGGAAAAUGUGAUUUGGGAGAACGCGAAAGCUGUUUUCUACAAUGGAAUUUGAGACAAAAGUAGAAGAAAGUAUGGAGCGAUUACAAGUGACGGAUUUAGAAGACAAGUUGCAGAGACUGCAACUGAUUGAGAAGUCUGCUUUGUCGGUAGCCAAAGUUGAACCAGAUUAUGUACUGGACUUUGCUGUUCAGAAAAGUGGAAGUGAUGGUCGUCUAGCAGCAACUAGUAGUAACUACAACAUCAGGAUAUACAGCCGAGUAGAUCUAGCAAAUGUUGGAAGCAUUAAAGGUCACACUGAUGUGGUGUCUGGUGUCACAUUUGGGAAGACAGAGCCCAGUCUGCUAUUCUCCUCCUCCCACGAUGAGACUCUCAGAUGCUGGGAUCUCCGUGUGGGGAUGAAUAAGGAAGUGCAGGCAUUUUCAGUUUUCUCCCCUGCAGCACCUGCCACAGUGAGCCCUCAGCUGACCUGUCUGGACAUCGACUGCACAGACAAGCUGUUGUGUGCAGGGACAGAGGAGGACGAUGACAGUGCCAACAUUUUAUUUUGGGACCGGCGGAAAGCUGAAUGCUUGGGAUGCUAUGGCGAAUCUCAUCAAGGGGACAUAACUCAGGUGAGAUUCAACCCCAGUGACAAAGACCGCCUGUCAACAGCGUGUGUAGGUGGCCUCGUUUGUGUGUUUGACAUCUCCCAGACCAGCGAGGAUGAUGCCCUGCUCUAUACCUUCAAUGCUGAGUGUUCUGUGAACUCGAUUGGCUGGUACGGGAGCAGACGAACAGAAAUCUACUGUUUGACAUCUAUAGACACGUUUCAUGUGUGGGACACAGUCGAGGGUGAUGAACAAGCGAGAGUUAACGAUGUAAAAGAUAAACUACAGGGGGCUGCCUCUGUUGACUACAUCGUGGACCUGCUUCAGCCAGAGUGUGACAACAUGGACAUUCUAGUUGCAGGGACAUAUGGAGGUGAUGUGAGGAUUCUGGAGGUGGUAGAGGAUGAUGUGAAGGUGGUUCACACUCUCGGCAGCAGCGGACACACGGACCGGGUACGCUGCUGUGACUGGGAUGCUCAGACUACAAGCCUAGUGACAGGAGGGGAAGACUCCCUGCUGUGUCUGUGGUCAACCCAAACCAAACCUUCAGCAAAAGUCACAUCAAAGAGCAGAGCCAAGUUAAAAAGAAAAGGACGGUCAUCACAACCUUAUAAGCUAUGAUCACACACAAGACAGUAGAUUUGUUCAGGAGAGGGAAGAAGUCGGAGUAUUUGAGGGUCACUCAACAACACUAACGUUUCAUUUUGCAACAUAUUUUGAAAAGAACAUUCUUAAAGAUCCCAAAUAGAUUUUAUUAAACUGAGAAUUCAAGCACAUGUUGGCUUUUUGAAUUACAGGGAAAUGCCUGUUAAAUAUAAACACUGGAUGUGCUUCAAUACCAAUCAACAAUGUAAAGACUUUGUCUUGUUAGAAUAUAGGUCCUAACAACCAAUGCUUUUUGAAGGGAGGUUGAUCAGGGUUUGUGACUUGGUUGAUGCGAGUAAUCGAAAUCGGAUGUCGAAACUUGCUGCUCAUAAUAUCAAUCUGUGGAUUGUGUAGUUGAGGCAUUGUUUUUUACAGGCAGCUGUUAUAUGGCUGGAGUAUUGCUGAGUGCAGCAUUAAAAGGAAAUAAACAAAAUGUCAAUCUCAUUAAAAUCAGAUCUAGGUUCUCUCUAUCGCGACAUCAGCCAAUUAGGAAGCAGCUUUCUCGAGCUACUCGGCACUCUUUUCAACCUGGCCACUUCCAUUUCAGGCUUUGCUUGGUCGGAUGAAAGGCCGUUCUGACGUGACCCGUAAUGGGAUUGUCUCAGAUCUUUGUUUAGCGAUUGCGGGAACUAAGAUCUGAUUUUAAUGAGAUUGACAAAAUGUAAGCCUUGUCAACAUGUGGUCGUCUUGCAUUGUGGGAUGGAAGAUGCUGUGGAUCCUGAUGACCAUGCUACCCUAUCAAUGCCACCAUCUGCAUCCCUGUCUGUUGUUAAUAUUAUCAUUAUUAAUACCUUUCAAAGAUUGAGCAAUGUUUGACUUGGUAUAAUUAUGAAAAAACACACAACAAAUCUGUUGUUAUUUUCUGUUUAUGCUGUUCUUAAUAAAGCAUGAAACGUU